Molecule: messenger RNA, 1833 nt
Organism: Drosophila nasuta
Lineage: Eukaryota; Metazoa; Arthropoda; Insecta; Diptera; Drosophilidae
Gene: BHD
Product: folliculin
Exons: 3
Coding region: 98-1525 (475 amino acids)
Biological process (GO): positive regulation of transforming growth factor beta receptor signaling pathway; negative regulation of transcription by RNA polymerase II; positive regulation of TORC1 signaling
Cellular component (GO): cytosol
Molecular function (GO): GTPase activator activity
Source: RefSeq, a predicted model, not a curated record
GCUGCCACAUUGUCAAAAUAAAAAUAAAUAAACCAAGGCACGCGACUGCAAUUUUUUGUAUUUGUAUUGUUUUCCUGUUUUGUCAACAUUAUUUUAGAUGAACGCGGUGAUAGCGCUAUGUCACUUUUGCGAGGCGCAUGGUCCCUGCGCAAUAUUCUGUACGCAAACGCUGCGUGACACCAAAAUCGAGGACCUCGUAAAUUUGGAGCAACCACAACAACCAGGACAAAAGACCUGCUCGGCGUGCAACUAUACGCUGGGGCGCAAUAACAAUAAUGCCAUCUACAGCAAGGACACCGAAAGCGGUGCCACAUUCGUCAGCACUAAAGUGGCCACACUGCAGGAGGUGGCGAAUCUUGUCAAGCAGGCGGCCGUUCGCAGUCUCAGCUGCGAGAUUAACACAAAUAAGGACAACAACGAUGGCGACGGCGGUUUCGUGUUCUUUGGUGACUCCACACGCGGUCACAUACUCAGUCACACAUUUCGCGUCAGCGAUCUUCAAGCGCGCGGCUACUAUCAACUAUUCUCAAUCAUUGUGCUGAUGAAGGACAAGUAUUUUCUGCUUAACACCAAACCAUUUCUGGCCGAACAUAUUCGUAAAAUCUCAAUGGAGCUUCAGGCGGGGGCUCAACGCACCAAGGCCGCCGAGGAGCUGAACUAUUCGGCGCGCCAGCGACGUCUGUCGGGUGCACAAUUUCUGAUGCCCACACCGCGUUCCUUGCUGGAAUUAACAGGAGAAGAGCAUGUGUUUGCCCAGUUACAUUCACAUUUCGCUUGGAUACUGCUGGCUGGUUCACGCUUUCUCACCGAGCACAUCACAUUCGGUAAUCUGCCGUGGUUACCCCCACAGAGCAGCGGACGCCCGCCUGCACAACGUCUCACAUACAACAGCUCCACGUUGCCCAUGAUACAAAUGUACGAAGAUGAUCCCGAACAGGAGGGUUUCUUCUCGCUACGACACAUCAAGAAAGUUGUGCACAAGGACGAUUUUGCUACCAUUUGCUAUUGUGCAUUGACGGGUGUCAAGAUCAUUGUGCGUGGUGCACCCGAAAGAACUGUGCUUUUUAUGAUGUGCCUGAAGAAACUGCUGCCCGAUCCCAUGCAUCAACUGAUGCGCAUCGAUGCACAGCAUCAGCAUUCCAUUAGCUCCGAAUACAAGAUCAUUUCGGUGUCUAAUGACAUUGCUGUGCCCAUGGCAAGCAGUUCAGUGUUUCGCAUUGAUUUCCUGGACAAGCACGUGAAUGGCAACGAUAUUGUGUCCGUUAAGUGGCCCGGGGAACUGCCCAGAAAGCUGCCUGAUCUUUUGGUGAAGCUGUUGAAGGCGGUCAAAGCUGUCGAGGAGAAAACGUUUACGGAGCUGGUGCUCAACAAGCAGACCAAAGUGCUCAUCGAAGAGUGGAAGAACAAAGUAAUCUGCCUUAACCAAGCCAAGUCCGGAAGUGUGCAGGCCAAGUUGAAGAAGGUAUUGGGCGUGCAGCCCCAGGAUCAGUCGCUUAUCAAUUACUGGAGCACACACUUGCAUUAGGAUCGAGUAUUUUUUUAGUUGUGUAUAUAUUGAAAUGGUAUUGUUCACUUUUUGGAAUAAAAAUUCUUUAUUGCCCCGAAGAGCGCAACGAUUUCCAUGAUCUUAACCGAAAAAGUGACGUCUAUAUAAGGUGUUUGUUCCACAAGAGGUCACCGCUUACUUCUUGUAACCGCAGCUGGAACGACGACCACGAGCACGCUCAAACUUGCGUCCCUUGGAGCGCACAUAUGGGCGAGUAUGCGAGUGUGGCACACCAGGAGCCUUGCCGAAGUGCUUGCAGGCGGUACGGGCAGUGCGUCUGCCUUGCA